Molecule: messenger RNA, 981 nt
Organism: Vicia villosa (hairy vetch)
Lineage: Eukaryota; Viridiplantae; Streptophyta; Magnoliopsida; Fabales; Fabaceae
Product: 2-hydroxy-palmitic acid dioxygenase mpo1-like
Exons: 4
Coding region: 220-828 (202 amino acids)
Biological process (GO): sphingoid catabolic process
Cellular component (GO): endoplasmic reticulum
Source: RefSeq, a predicted model, not a curated record
AGUUUACAAACCUUGUUUCAUUUUUCGUAUAGUAUAUAAUACUCAUGAUCGUUUCGUUUUUCGUAACGUUCUUGUUCUUCCCUUCUCUGAAUUCCACCUUCACCUUCUUCUUCUCCCUGAUUCCGAAUCCCUAACUAUAUUCUCCCCCAAAACCCUUCAAUUUUCAUAUAACUACCCAUAAAAUUAACAAAAAAAACAAACCUUUCUUCUAUUUUCUUUAUGGGAAGAACUGGAUUAUUUGAUCUUGAAAAGCAUUUCGCUUUCUAUGGAGCUUAUCACAGUAAUCCGAUUAAUAUAGCGAUUCAUGUGUUAUUCGUUUGGCCAAUUUUGUUCUCAGCCCUUGUUUUUCUCUACUUUGCUCCUCCCUUUUUUAAUCUGCCGAAUUUUGAGUUUUUACUAUUUGGGAACAGAUUCGUGUUGGUUUGGAAUUUAGGGUUCUUGUUUACUUUAGUGUACUCGGUUUUUUAUGCUAGUUUGGAUCUGAAAGCUGGUUCUUUGGCUGCUUUGCUUUGUGUUGUUUGUUGGGUUGGUGGCAGUUAUGUUGGUUAUCAACUUGGAUGGUCUCUAGCUUGGAAGGUUGUUCUGGUGGUUCAGCUGGUAUGUUGGAUAGGACAGUUCAUUGGUCAUGGGGUAUUUGAGAAACGGGCACCUGCUCUUUUGGAUAACCUCACUCAGGCUUUAGUAAUGGCUCCUUUCUUUGUAUUGCUCGAGAUUCUGCAGACUGUAUUUGGUUAUGAACCAUAUCCAGGAUUUCAUUCAACUGUGCAAGCAAAAAUUGAAGCUAAUAUUGAGGAAUGGCAAGAAAGUAAGCAGAGACUAAUUUCAUAGGUUCUGCUUGGUUUGAUGUUAAACGAUUUUUACACCAACAAAAAAGAAGAAUAAAAAGCUACAGAUCUUGUAUAUAUAUUAAAAUGGCAUUAGAUGCUUUUCUAGAUAAUUUCUCCGGUCUCUUCAUAUAAAUUAUAAGAGUUAUAUUCUUUA